Messenger RNA from Serpula lacrymans var. lacrymans S7.9, 1013 nucleotides. RefSeq lists its product as uncharacterized. The coding region runs from base 161 to 676 and encodes 171 amino acids. Gene Ontology annotation, molecular function: protein tyrosine/serine/threonine phosphatase activity. The record is from RefSeq and is a predicted model, not a curated record. Gene Ontology annotation, cellular component: nucleus. NCBI's taxonomy places the organism in Eukaryota, Fungi, Basidiomycota, Agaricomycetes, Boletales, Serpulaceae. The transcript is spliced from 4 exons. Gene Ontology annotation, biological process: protein dephosphorylation.
CGCAAGCACUCCUGCUAUCCAUGGCACAUACGGCUACUACUGAAACCGACCGCCUUCGGAGGUCGUCAGUGUCCGCGAGACUACUACAAAACCAACCGUCAAGUCUGGACAAUGACCAAGGCAUUCUCGCAAGGGAUUCCAAGCAAUUCAGCCAAAUAUAAUGGGCUGGAAGAACGUCAACACAAUUAUCGAAGGCAAGCUGUACCUUGGAAAUAUCCAGGCAGCUCGGUCGUCCCGCUCACUAAGCGAGCGUAAGAUUUCCCAUAUUAUAUCAGUAUGCAGCGAUCAGAUACCCGCGGAGGAUCCCGCUUCGGGCUUCACGCACUUGCGUAUAAACGUUGAAGACGUCGAUCACGCCGAUCUUCUCAUAGAACUCCCAAGGGCUUGUCGUUUUAUUGACAAAGCCAUUCAUAAUGGCGGGACAGUCCUCGUACAUUGUGUACAAGGUCUCUCCCGCAGUGCCGCUGUCGUAGCUGCUUAUCUGAUGUGUACACGGCGCAUUCGAUCAACUCAGGCGCUGGACAUCAUCAGACAAGCACGCGAGCAGAUUUGGCUGAACCCAGGCUUCCAAGAGCAAUUAGUACUCUUUGAAGUCUGUCAAUAUGCACCGAGUCCGUCCUGCGGCGUAUACACUAACUGGAGGCAGCAAAUUCAAAGGCGCCUGCAACCACAUUAAUGACAUCUCAUUUGUCGAGGGGAAUGCUAAAGAGUUGGGCGGACAGGAUUCGUGCAAGAAAAGUAGGCACUCAAUAGGGUGCCAAGCCGUUAAUAUCCUGCUAGUGACAUGACUCUAAACAUCCUACUAGUAAUCCUAGUCUUGUAGAACUCAGUGUAUUUUUUCUUUGUUUUGAAAUAGUUAUGCUUUCUUUUUGCUUUCUUCACUCUACAUUUUGAAGACUUUCAUGUAGUCUACCAUAUGUCAUUAAUUUCUUUCUUCAUCCCAACCGUUCAUUGCGACCUUGAUAUCCCUUUAAUCCACAAUUAGAAUAGGUAUCAAUGUUAGAUUCUCGAAU